AUGGCGGACCGGCGGCGCCAACGGGCCUCGCAGGACACGGAGGACGACGAGUCCGGGGGCUCGGGCACCGACAGCGGCGGCGGCGGCGGCGGCGGCGGCUCGCCCGCCCGGGCCGCCGCCGGGGGAGCAGCGGGAGGAGCGGCGGCGGGAGAAGCGGGAGAAGCGGGAGGAGAAGAAGAAGCAGGAGGAGGAGCAGGAGCAGGAGGCGGCGGGGCCCUCAACCCCAGGAGGGCGGACAGCGGCGGGGCCGGACCCACGGACCAGUCCGAGUGUGAGAGCGAGGAUGGAAUCGAGGGAGAUGCCGUGCUCUCCGACUACGAAAGUGCCGAGGACUCGGACGGGGAGGAGGGGGAAUACAGCGAGGAGGAAGGCUCCAAAGUGGAGCUGAAGGCAGAAGCCAACGACGCGGCGGCCAACUCCUCGGCGAAGGACGACAAGGGGGAGGAGGAGCCGGAAUCGAAAGGCACCGUGACGGGCGAGAGGCAGAGCGGGGACGGCCAGGAGAGCACGGAGCCCGUGGAGAACAAAGCGGGCAAGAAGGUCCCCAAACACCUGGACGAUGACGAGGAUCGGAAGAACCCGGCGUACAUCCCGCGGAAAGGCCUCUUCUUCGAGCACGAUCUCCGCGGGCAGACCCAGGAGGAGGAAGUCAGGCCCAAGGGGCGGCAGCGGAAGCUGUGGAAGGACGAGGGUCGCUGGGAACACGACCGGUUCCGGGAGGAUGAGCAGGCGCCCAAGUCGCGGCAGGAGCUCAUCGCCCUCUACGGCUACGACAUCCGCUCUGCCCACGACCCCGACGCCGUGAGGCCCCGCCGGAGGCGCAAGCCCAGGUUCGGCAGCCCCCCGCAGCGGGAGCCCCACUGGAGUGGCGAGCGGCCCCACAAGCCCCCACGUCACCACCCGGGCCCCGGGGGCCCCCCGCCGCCCCCUCGGACGUUCAUCAACCGCAGCGCAGCGGGCACCGGCCGCACGCCCCUGCCCAGGGCUCACCUCCGGCCGGCCAGCUCCAAGGAGGGCCGCGGCGGCGGCCCGAGGCCCGCGGAGGCCGGCGGGCACUUGGGCGCCCGCCCCGGGGACCCCGCCGCCGCCCACGAGAACGGAUACCGGCCGCGGCGGGCGGACGCGUUUCCGGCCAGGGAGCCGUCCCCCGAGGCCGAGGCCGAGGCCGCCCGUGUAUCCGCCGGCUCCCGGAGGGAGGAGGAGGAGGAGGCGGGGGCUCCGGAGCAGCCCCCCGCGCCCGACCCGGCGCCGCCACCGCCCCCCGACAGGCCCGUCGAGAAGAAGUCGUACUCGCGGGCGAGGAGGACCCGGACGAAGGCGGGAGACCAGAGCAAGCCGGGGGAGGAGGCGCCCCCUCCCCCCGAGGUCCCCCCGGCCCCUCCGGCCCCCCCGGCCCCCGGGGCCAGCCCCCCUCCCCCUGCAAAGGCGGGCAGCUGGGAGCCCCCGGCGGAGCCGGGCCUGGCGGGGCUGGAGCAGGACGUGAGCCAGUUGAACCUGACGGAGCCAAGCUGGAGCCCCGGGCAGUCUCAUUUCCUCCAGCCCCGGGAGCUGCGGGGAAUACCCAGCCACGUGCACAUGGGAGCCGGCAACCCCCAGCCCCCACCUCCACCGCCGCCGCAGUUUAACCGGAUGGAAGAGAUGGGCGUCCAGGGCAGCCGAGCCAAACGCUACUCUUCCCAGCGCCAGAGGCCCGUGCCCGAACCACCCGCGCCCCCGGUGCACAUCAGCAUCAUGGAAGGGCAUUAUUACGACCCACUGCAGUUCCAGGGACCAAUCUACACCCACAGUGACAGCCCUACCCCUCUGCCCCCGCAAGGCAUGAUCGUGCAGCCCGAGAUGCACCUCUCCCACCCAGGUUUACACCCCCACCAGACGCCAGCGCCCCUGCCCAACCCGGGCCUGUACCCCCCACCGGUGUCCAUGUCCCCGGGCCAGCCACCUCCGCAGCCACUGCUCGCUCCCACCUACUUCUCUGCUCCGGGUGUCAUGAAUUUCGGCAGUCCCAACUACCCCUACCCAGCAGGGGCCCUGCCCCCGCCGCCGCCCCCGCAUUUGUAUUCCAACACCCAGGCCCAGGCGCAGGUGUACGGAGGCGUCACCUACUACAACCCCGUCCAGCAGCAAGUGCAGCCCAAGCCCUCGCCCCCCCGGAGGACCUCCCAGCCCGUCACCAUCAAGCCCCCACCCCCCGAGGUGGUAAGCAGGGCUUCCAGUUAAUUUGCGUUUCUAAAUGCUUUAAUCUAAAACCACAAAGAAAAACCCACAGGACUCGGAGCCCCAAGGAGGAGAGGCUGGCCUAGGGACGUCUUCCUGGGAGCCCUGGACACAGCGGGCAGCUUGCGCCUUGGAGAGAGAGAGGCCCUGCCAUGGCCCAGGGACUUCUGGAAGGGCCCUCCCCGACUGCCCACCCCCUUUUCCCCUCCUCGCGCCCCUUCCCUCCCUCCCAGGCCCCCCUCCCACUCAAGCAGUCAGUGACAACCUUGCCGGAAGCCCCAGCGUUCGUGUUCUGUCCCCCUUCCAAACGGAACCGGUCCGUCCCACCGAGUUUCCCACAGUCCGUCCCACUGUGGUUCUCCUCCCCCUCCCCAAUCUAGGAAAAGCAUGGAUGUGACCAGUCCAAACUUCCGCCCCUCCCCGCCCCCCACCUGCCCUCUCCCCUCCCUUUUCUUUCGGAGCUUUUGUUCGUUUCUGUUGUUGUUGAUGUAAACGGAUUCUGGCCGGCUCUUUGCUGGUCCACCCGUG
This is a messenger RNA of Tachyglossus aculeatus (Australian echidna), 2742 nucleotides long. It is a transcript of the gene CASC3, whose product is annotated as CASC3 exon junction complex subunit. Gene Ontology annotation, molecular function: mRNA binding. Gene Ontology annotation, cellular component: exon-exon junction complex. Gene Ontology annotation, biological process: mRNA processing. Lineage: Eukaryota; Metazoa; Chordata; Mammalia; Monotremata; Tachyglossidae. The record is from RefSeq and is a predicted model, not a curated record.